ACUGGAAUAAUUUUGACAUUUAAACAUAACCUAAUUUUCUUUUUUAAGGUUAAAUUCUAAUCAAAUUUUUUUCUUAAAAAAUCAUGACCGAUACAGAACAAAGCGUUCCAGAGCAUUGCCCGGGUACACAAAGUGAAGAUGCAGGAAAAGCAUCCGCUUGUGCUGGUUGUCCUAACCAAAAGAUUUGUGCUUCCGGGGAUACAAAAGUGGUUGAUCCAGGUAUCGAAUUGGUCAAAGAGCGUUUGGGUGAUGUAAAAAAUAAGAUUUUAAUACUUUCGGGGAAAGGUGGAGUUGGAAAGAGUACAAUGACUGCUUUACUUAGCCGAAGUUUGGCUUUAGAAGACGCAGCAAGAAACGUUGCUGUUCUUGAUAUUGAUAUUUGUGGGCCCUCUCAACCCAGAGUUUUAGGCGUUUUAGGAGAACAAGUUCAUCAAUCUGGAUCUGGAUGGUCUCCAGUGUUUGUAGAAGACAAUUUAAGUGUGAUGUCUAUUGGAUUUCUGCUUGGAUCAGCUGAUGAUGCAAUCAUUUGGAGGGGUCCAAAGAAAAAUGGGAUGAUUAGGCAAUUUUUAAGUGAAGUGGAUUGGGGCAGUUUAGAUUAUUUACUUAUUGACACACCUCCAGGAACAUCUGAUGAACACCUUUCUGCAUCAACAUAUUUAGCAAAUGCUGGACUUACUGGUGCUAUUAUAAUUACUACUCCUCAAGAAGUUGCAUUGUUAGAUGUUCGCAAAGAAAUUGAUUUUUGUAGGAAAGUUAAUAUUAAUAUUUUGGGGGUUAUUGAGAAUAUGUCUGAGUUUAUCUGUCCUUGUUGUAAUGUGAAAUCAGAAAUAUUUCCCCCCAAAACUGGUGGGGCCAGGCAAAUGUGUGAAGAUUUAAAUGUUGUUUUUCUGGGAAGCAUUCCUUUAGAUCCUAAAUUGGCGAGAUGUUGUGAUGAAGGAAAAGAUUUUUUUGCUGAAUUACCAGAUUCAGCAGCUAUUACAAAAUUAAAAGAGGUUACUGGAAAAAUUGUGCAAAUUUGUGAUGGAUCAAAUUAAAAAUUAGAAUUUAUAAGGAAUUUUAUUUUGUUAUAAAUUGAAAAUGAAAUAAAAUAAAUAUUAUAUAGCACAACUUUAUUUACUGUGUAAUAUGUACAAAAAGAAACUAAUUAAUACAUACAUAAUAGACCAUAUAAAAACCUUUUGCCAAAAUCGUUACGUUCUAAAAUUUUUACUCACUUUAUGCACAAUACGUUAUUUUUUUACUAAAAUUACUAUUCAAAUUCAGUCGUCUGGAGACAAUAAGAUGACUCGACUAAUAAUAAUGCAAAACAAAAAGAUAAUCAUAAUAAUAAAAAACACUGGUAUAGAAAUGUGCUGUAUACAUGUAUGGAUUAUUAAGUAUUUGUCCAGUAUUUUUUUUUAAUAUUUAAUAGUAGUCAAAAGUAUAAAAUACAAAGCUAUACACAAUAUUCAAUCUAUAUAUACGCAAAUAUAAAGUUAAUGUAAUAUAAUAAUAGGUUGUUUGCCUAAAACUAGGACCUACACAAUGAUAAUGAUAAUAAAAAAAUCACACAUGACAUCAUAAGUUUACACACAAGUGGAAUACUUUGCGAAUACUAUUUCUUUUGUAUUCAUUUUUUUACGGCUUUGAGAGAUCAAUCAGUGAAAAAGGCUACAAGAUACACACAUACAUAAUAACUAUUGGUCCAAGGUCGUGGCGACUAUUUACACACAAAAAAUGGGUUUUUCAUCAAUUAUUAUAGAAAAUACUGCGCGUUUUUGGCUUUAUAAAAGCGAUUAGAAAUUUUUAUUUAUUAAAAAUAGCAUUCUUUUUUUAAGUGUAUUUUCUAUCUUCCCUCUUCUGAGACGAUGACUCAUUUUUUUU
Molecule: messenger RNA, 1863 nt
Organism: Onthophagus taurus
Lineage: Eukaryota; Metazoa; Arthropoda; Insecta; Coleoptera; Scarabaeidae
Gene: Nubp1
Product: NUBP iron-sulfur cluster assembly factor 1
Biological process (GO): iron-sulfur cluster assembly
Cellular component (GO): cytosol
Molecular function (GO): 4 iron, 4 sulfur cluster binding; ATP binding; ATP-dependent FeS chaperone activity
Source: RefSeq, a predicted model, not a curated record